Messenger RNA from Phlebotomus argentipes, 1715 nucleotides. It is a transcript of the gene I-2, whose product is annotated as protein phosphatase inhibitor 2. Gene Ontology annotation, molecular function: protein phosphatase inhibitor activity. The record is from RefSeq and is a predicted model, not a curated record. Gene Ontology annotation, biological process: regulation of signal transduction. The transcript is spliced from 3 exons. The coding region runs from base 285 to 851 and encodes 188 amino acids. Lineage: Eukaryota; Metazoa; Arthropoda; Insecta; Diptera; Psychodidae.
GGGUGUACAUUGUGGCGCUAGUGUCGCUUGAGUCCCGGACAAGUGACAUCCGGACAGGAAAAUUUCAGUGAAAAUUUAUAUAGUGGGGGUUGUUUUGUGAGAUUCCUGGGCCUGUCUCGCGAAUGAGGGUGCUCUGUGGGUUGUGCCAGCGCCCUCACUUCAUCGCUAUCCCAGGUGAUAAUCCUGUUCGGCGACUAUUUCUACAGUCCCAACAGUGAUUCAGGUUUCCCAGCAUCAAUCCACUGAUUUUGCUGACCAGGAAGAUUGCCAGGCAGUGAGAAAUCAUGUCGUGCAACUCAUCCGGCGAGUCGGAGCCGAAGAAGCCAUGCAAGGGAAUCCUGAAGUCGUCCAGCAGCUUCGAUAAACAUUCCGUCACGGCAAUGCAUCGAAAGAGUGCGAAGUUCGACGAGCUCAACGUCCUGCAGACCUAUCAUCCGCCAGACAAGGACUAUGGUCACAUGAAGAUUGAGGAGCCGAAGACGCCCUACAACUACAUGGACUCCAGCAUCAGUCUGGACCAGCUGGACGCAGAGGUGCUGGCGGAGAAGCUGAAAGUGGCCGCCAGCGCCAGGAUGUCCUCCUUCUCCAGCGAAGAUGACUCGGGCGAGGACACAGAGCCGGAAACCGAGGAGCAAAAAGCGAAACGCUUGGAGUUUGAGAAACGACGAAAAGCUCACUACAAAGAGUUCGAAGCUGUGAAAUUGGCCAGAAAGCUGAUAGAGGAGGAGGAGGACGACGAGGAUGACGAGGAGGGGAGCAGUAAGAAGAGUCCGCAGGGUGACAAUAAGAGCGAUCCCGAGGCCGGUGGCUCCACAUCAACUGCUUCCUUGAGAGACACCACAAUUCCCUAGAUUUUUACCAUGAUUAGCCCAGAGCGAGAAUAAAAGUGGAGGUGAAAUCAAUUUGGUAGGCAAACAACUAUAUUUCUAACUUAUUUUUUAUCAAACUAAUUUAAAUGCAAGGAGUGAAUAUUUAGUGGAGAUGUUUUCCCAAAUUCUAAUUGAUAUACCUAAUAGUUAUAAUGUAAGUUUGAUGUUUCGCGUAUGAAGCAAUUUCUCUUCGUGCCAGAAAUAUCAAAAGAAAAAAGGAUGUGUUGAGAGAUUUUAUUUUACCAACUAAAAAUGCAAGUUCACAGGUUUUAUUUACCUUAUCGCUCAAGAGUGUGUGAAGUUCUUCCCUCAAAAUGUAUACCAUAAUACAUUUUUAAAAUGUAAAGAGCCAGGAUGCAAAUAUUCCUCGGUGAAGGAAUAAUAGAAUGGUAAAUACCAUAUUUUUGUAAAUGAUUUUUUCUCAUGCUUGCAUAAUGGAAUUUUUAACAUGUAGCUGAUAAGUUUUUUUUCCUCCCUGUCUCAAUUUUUGUGAAUGCAAGGAAUUUUUUUACACUCGCUCCACCCUUUUUGGAUAAAAGCUAGAGAACAUUAAUGCGUAAUAUUGUAAGAACCAAUUAUUACUGAAGAGACUCUGUGAGUGGAGAAAAAUGGCAAUCUGAAUAACUAAGCAAAUAGAUAACUGUUGUUGGAACAAAGAAAAUGAAACAUUUUAAUCAAAUGCUUUUAGAGGUACAUUUAGCGUGAAGCUUGUAAUUUUUAUUGUUAAAAUUAGGUGGAGAUGAGGCGCCAGAGAAGGAGAAAAAAUGAAGAAAAAAUACUGUUUUUGUGACAAGAGAUUGCUGUAAAUAAUGGAUCAACCAAUUAAAAGAGUUUGACGAGAGCAAA